AGCACAUUGGGGGCGGCGCACUACCGUGUGGUUUGUUUCUCAAAAUCCCACGGAAACUUCAAGGGUUUAGCUUUUAUUUUCUAAGGUCAUUCGUCACCGUGAGGAUAAAUUUCGCAAGAUAGUUAAAUAACUGCAUCUGGGGUAGGGGGUUGUUGUAUUUAAUGUCAAAUUAUCUUUCACUGUAAUUUGGACAACGCUUUCCAAUAAUAAUCUAGUGGCGCGACCUCCGCGCAAAGGACCUUCACAAAGCACUUACUGAAAAUACCCUGAAUAUUGUGCAACGUUUGAUGUGUGAUGGAAUUCCCAAAAAUCUAUCACAAGGUUUUUCAUUUAUACCUAUCUGCAUAGUUAUUGGACCUUAUCAAGGAGCUGUCACGUACGCUAUUUAGCAUGGACUCUUAGCAAAAACACUAAAUUAGAUUUUGGAUGGGAUAGUAUCGGGGUUUUAUUUGUCCAUAGCCCGUUAUACUGCCCUCUUCAACUAGUGUGGGUGCUGUUAAAGGGAAAAAUUCAGCAUGCAGGUCAAGAAAUGGCUAGAUUCAUCGCCCGUAAGAAAGCCACAGCACGCCACCACAUCAAGGUCUCUUAUGUGAUAUUAGCACACGCAUGAGCUGCUGCGGUGGUUUUCUUUGCAAAAUAUUUAUUUUUAAUUUUACCAACGAAUCUUGUAGAAUAAAUGCUAGCGCGUAAAUACCUUAAAGGAGGUUUACCCUUUAAACAUAUAUAUAUAUAUAUAUAUAUGUAUUGAGUUAAUUCUUCUGCUAUGAGCAGUUGCAUAGGGCUUGCAGAUAAAUCCUUGAAUUUAUUGCAUCUUUGUUUUUAUUCUAAUUAAUAUAUAUAUAUUUCACUGGAAAAGGUGAUAUGCUUUCUUUUUUCGAAAACAUCGACAAAUAGCGAAAAUGACUGAGAUGAUUAUACUAAAAAUCAUAUUUUCCGUUUGUUUUCUAUGUGUGGAAAUUGCUGUACAUGUCCUGAAAAAUUGUGCUAUUGGUAGACUUUAUGUCACGCAUGGACACUUUUUAAUCCGCAAUUCAGUAUUUUCUAUGUUGACGGUCUCUUGCAGCUUGUGUCACGGCUUGCCGUAAAGUUCAUUUUGAUCGAUUGCAAUGAUGGUUUAAAACUAUAGCACAUCGAAACAGACUGAACCCAACUACUCUCUAUGUACUUGUUAUUUCAACCUCCUUCUAGGUGGCUUUAUACAUUUUUGUAUUAAGCGGUUUAGAAAUGUUUACUACUUGUUUAUAGUCUUUAUUUACACAUGUAAAUGAUCAACACGCUGGGGGUUGUUUCAUUUAUGUUUAGUUUGGUAUCCUGUAUGUUGUCAUUUAGCAGAUAGCUUUUAGAGCUUGUCAUAUCAAGACUAAACAAAUAUUUUUAUUUAUUAAUUUUAACACUUAUUGACAAUGACCGACACCGCUUUUACUACAAUUCUGGGUCCUCCAGGAAUUGAGGGUGACUACAAGUACAAAAAAAGAAAGUUGAUUGGUACUGGAUCCUUUGGCGAGGCCUGGCUAGUUGAACGAUCUUUGGAUAGGCAAAUCUUUGUAGCCAAGACAGUCGAUCUUAGCAGAAUGUCAUCCCGUGAUUGUAAUUACGCAUACAGUGAAAUUAAAUGCCUGUCAAACAAUGAUCACCCCAAUAUUAUUAAGUACAUUGAAGAUACUAAAGAAAAUGAUCAGCUUCUUAUUAUAAUGGAAUUUGCUGACUCAGGCGAUCUGGACCGAGAAAUAAAGCGAAGGGCCGUAAACUUCAGGUACUUUCAGGAGCAUGAGGCUCUCUUUUUGUUUAUUCAGCUUUGUUUAAGCAUUGAUCAUAUUCACAGUCGUAAGAUGCUACACCGUGACAUCAAGUCCGCAAAUGUGCUCUUAACAUCGACAGGACUCAUCAAACUAGGUGAUUUCGGCUUUAGCCACCAGUAUGAUGAUACGGUAUCGGGUGUUGUGGCAAACACCUUUUGUGGGACACCCUAUUGUCUUGCUCCUGAACUUUGGAGCAACCAAAGGUACAGUAAGAAGGCCGAUAUAUGGUCUUUGGGUGUUGUACUGUAUGAGAUUAUGGCAUUGAAGCGACCAUUUAACUCCACUAAUAUGAAGGGGCUUAUGGCCAAGAUACUUAAUGUCGAUUAUGACUUGCUUCCAGAAAACUUCUCUCAGGAGUUCAGAGAUGUAGUGCGUCAGAUUCUUGUAAGUGAUGCGAGUGAGCGCCCUACCGUUCACGAUAUCUUUAGAUUUCCUUAUAUUUACGAGGGCCUCAAGGUUUUUAUGCAUACCAUCAAGAAGAAUUCACGCAUUGCAGAUCCUGUAAAGGAGGCCUUAAUCACACACGUGAGGGAAAUUCUUUCAUCUAAGAGCCUAGAGACAGGAGUGGGUUCAAAGAAUGUGGAAAACACUGAAAUUAAUACGGGUAUCACGUUUACAGGCUAUGUUAAAAAAAAUAAAGGCGGCGACACAAACCAUUCAUGGAAGCGGCGCUACCUGCAGAUUCAAAAGCGAUGUCUCAUCUUGUCCGACUCGGAGACGGACACAGAGGGGAAAGCUCUAGGCUUAGAGCAGAUACAAAGUUUGUGUCCAGUCCCACUUAGUAUUUGUAAAAAAAAUUUUGUAUUUGCUCUUAAUACUACUGGCGGAAAGUCAAUGUGGUUUGAGUCCAACUCUCAACAAAAUAUGGAGGACUGGAUUAAUACACUCAAAAAGUGUCUUAGUGCUGCAUAAUAAAACUCGCCUAGAAUCCUUUAUAUUUCAUAAAUCUUGUGUAUUUCUUGUUUAUUUCAUUCAUUUCUGUAUAUAGUUGCAUUCAAACAAUCUAAAUUUUAGGUUUCAUUAAACUUAAUAUCGUACUCAGUUUUUGCAUAGGUCUUUGUGUUCAUCUGCGUCAU
This is a messenger RNA of Phytomonas sp. Hart1, 2875 nucleotides long. NCBI's taxonomy places the organism in Eukaryota, Euglenozoa, Kinetoplastea, Trypanosomatida, Trypanosomatidae. The record is from the annotation of a GenBank genome assembly.